Planococcus citri (citrus mealybug) is the source of this 1569-nucleotide messenger RNA. RefSeq names its product vesicular glutamate transporter 2.2-like. NCBI's taxonomy places the organism in Eukaryota, Metazoa, Arthropoda, Insecta, Hemiptera, Pseudococcidae. Bases 116 to 1204 code for a protein of 362 amino acids. Gene Ontology annotation, cellular component: membrane. The record is from RefSeq and is a predicted model, not a curated record. The transcript is spliced from 8 exons. Gene Ontology annotation, molecular function: transmembrane transporter activity. Gene Ontology annotation, biological process: transmembrane transport; monoatomic anion transport.
GGAUUCAACGACUGUUGGAUUAAUUCUGAGCAUUUUUGCUUACGGAGGAUUUGUGUCGUUUUUCGGCAGUUACUUCGUGAGCUGAAUAGGAGGAGCGACUUUUUGUGCUUUAACCAUGAUGUGGUCAGGGAUCUUAACUGUAUUACAUCCGAUCACCUUGCAGUACAGCUUUUUCUCAUUUUUGGUGUGUCGAUUCCUAGUUGGAAUCUGCGAGGGUUUAUUGAAUAUAAGCAUCACGGAAAUAUCUUCGCAAUGGACCCCGAAAAAUGAAAAAUCUAAACUUACCGCCAUUUCUAAUACCGGACUUAACAUUGCUUUGACAAUUGUACACGGAGUUAGCGCUUUUGUGGCUCACAACUGGGGCUGGCAAAUGAUAUUUUACGUCACAGGGGGUAUAUUGUUGAUUACGUCAUCAGUUUGUUUCAUUCUCAUUAAAAAUCGGCCUUCGGAUGACAAACGGAUAUCUAAAGAUGAGCUUAUGUACAUACAAGAAAGAACUUUAACUUCCCCCAAAAAACAGGUGAAGCAUCCUUACAGGAAAAUUAUAUCAUCACCGGCAGUUUGGGCACUCCUAGUGAACAAAUUCGCCAUGAUAACGGUUUUGACUUUCAUAGGUACAUUCCUCCCGAUGUAUGUCAAAGAUCUAACUAACAAGGAUAUCAAAGAAGUAGGAAUAAUUUCUUCGAUACCAAACACCGUCAACGUAUUUAUGCUUCCAAUUUGUGGAAUAUUAUUGGAUUAUGGAAAAAGCAUCAGCAUUUCAGAGACUCUGAUGCACAAAAUCUUAAUCGGAGGUUCGCUCAUCCUAACUGGUAUUUUAUUCGCAAGCGCAGCAAUGAUUUCCAAUUUCAUGGUAUCAAUUGUGUGUUUUCUGCUGAUUCAGACAUUCCAAUGUAUCGGGGGUAUGGUAACACAUGUAAUCCUGAUCAGCAUCGCACCAAAUAGUAGCAGCAUAAUAGCAGGACUUACCACCUUUAUAACUGCACUAAGCUCUAUAGGAACACGUCAUACGAUGGCAUUCAUGACCACCAAUCACACUUUGGAAGAAUGGAAUUACUGUUUACUUCUAACGAGUGUUAUUUCACUAUUGGGUAGUGUAUUAUUCAUAUUGUGGGGAUCUAGCGAAACUCAGCCGUGGUCAAUUACAUCGAGCGAUGACCAAGACGAUCAGAAAACCCAGACGGACACAAAAGUGACAAAAUAGUGAUGUAUUUUUACUUACAAUACAUUGUACCAAAAAUAAUGAAUUAUGUGUACCUUUUGAAUGAAAAUUGGACUAAUAAAACACGAAAACAAUAAAAUAGGCGUCACUCGUAUCAGCAAUCAAUCGAACAGUCUCCUUUUCUAUUUAUUCAAACUUCUGGAAAUUUCAUGGGGAGGCAAUUUUAAAAGAACAGGAAUCAAAAAGAACUUUUUUUAAAUCAAAAUACCAAAUUUAAAAAAAUACUUAAAUAAAUACUUGCCUAUAUUUUUCUUGGGCAUACGAAAUAUAGCACGUAAUUUAUCUCUAAACAACCGGCAAACAGGUCCGCACAAUAAAAAAUUCACGGAUAAUUCUCAAAUAGAUAA